CCCGUGUCCCCUGCAUCGGCAGGCGGACUCUCAACCACUGCGCCACCAGGGAAGCCCUGCUGUAUGUUUUUGUAGGUGCCUCUUAUCAGAUUGAGGAAGUUCUUCUCUCUCGUGUUAUUGCUGUGGUACUUGCGAGAAUGAACAAGACCUGUGAAAUGAAAUACAGAAUGAUGGACAGCCCUCUGGGGAAGAUCGAGAUCUCCGGCUGCGAGCAGGGUCUGCACGGGAUAAAGCUGCACGGCCGGAAGAUCCCAGACACUGACCCCGUGGAGGCCCCCGCUCCUCCUGAGCGGCUCGGAGGUCCAGAGGAAGUGACGGAGCCCCUGGCGCAGUGUGCGGCUUGGCUGGGUGCCUAUUUCCAUGAGCCCGCGGUCCUCGAGGAGCGCCCCGUGCCUGCUCUUCACCAUCCCAUUUUCCAGAAAGAUUCGUUCACCAGACAGGCGCUGUGGAAGCUGCUGAAGGCUGUGAAAUUCGGAGAGACGAUUUCUUACCAGCAAUUAGCGGCCCUGGCGGGCAACCCCAAAGCAGCGCGGGCCGUGGGAGAGGCGAUGAGAAGCAAUCCUAUGCCCAUCCUCAUCCCGUGCCAUAGAGUCGUCUGCAGCAGCGGAGCCCUGGGCGGCUACUCUGGAGGCGUGGCCGUGAAAGAGUGGCUUCUGGCCCACGAAGGCAGCCCGGCGGGGAAACUGGCAUGUGGAGGGGGCUCCCGUCCAGCGAGAGCCUGGCACGGGGCCCUGGGUGGCACCACCAGCUCCCAGCCUGCUGGCCAGGAUUGAGUGUUUGUAGUAACAGCUUGCUGGGAGCACGGCAGGCGGCGGCACUGCCACGUUAAAGGGGCUGGAGCCGUAGGAGUGCCGCGUGUCUGCUCCUUCUUUUCCACAUUUUACGACAAAGUGAGUUCAGAGACUGGCCGCCGUGCGUCUAACCUGUUUCCUUCUCUCACACUGUCACUGUUCCAUUUCUAAUACUGUUAAGUCGGGGCUGAGACAGUGGGGGGCUGGCAAACAUGAGGGCGACUGCCCCGGAAGGAGGGGGCAUCCGGCGCCCGCCGGGAACCGCUGGCUGCCUCGGGCACCACACCUGUGCCUGGAGCCAGCCAAGGCCCCCAGGGCCCUGGACCCCCAUGCAGGCCCAUCCCAGGCUGCAGCCGUGUCCGCCCACUGCGUGCUCCCCGCCUGCCCUCUCCUUUGGCUGUUGAAGCUGCCGGGAUGAUGCUGCUGGAGGAGAGGGGACGGGCCCUGGAAACAGGCGCUUACUGACAUUCUCCAGCCUUAUUUUUCCAACUGCCAGAAAGCGAAUGCAGGAUGCAUCCACCGGGGGUCAUGUCAGUGGAAAGAAAAUAACCGCUUGCCAGAAAGAUUUGGGAAAACAAACAGCUCUUGGCGCGUGGGCGUGGUUGAAAUGGCAUCUCUCUGAGGAAUGGAGUCUAUCCCAGCCUUUCUCUGGACAGAAGGUGACGAGGGAUGCCGACCUCUCCUUCCUGACACCUGACGUCGAGCCUGGAAGUCCAGGGUCACACACGAAGGCGGGUCAGCUCUUGUCACUGACGGCAGAGAGGAGCGUCUCCAGCAUCUGCCGGGCACAUGGUCUGAUACUUCAGCACCGUGUUGUCGCUUUAGGGUUAUAAUUGACUUAUCCAGAAAGCGUAAGGGAAACUUGUAGCUCUGUUUGUGGGUAAAUAAUAUGUUGUAUGGAGAAAAUAAACCAUGCCCAAGUG
Messenger RNA from Aethalodelphis obliquidens (Pacific white-sided dolphin), 1714 nucleotides. It is a transcript of the gene MGMT, whose product is annotated as O-6-methylguanine-DNA methyltransferase. The record is from RefSeq and is a predicted model, not a curated record. Gene Ontology annotation, cellular component: nucleoplasm. Gene Ontology annotation, biological process: DNA repair. The coding region runs from base 138 to 773 and encodes 211 amino acids. The transcript has 5 exons. NCBI's taxonomy places the organism in Eukaryota, Metazoa, Chordata, Mammalia, Artiodactyla, Delphinidae. Gene Ontology annotation, molecular function: methylated-DNA-[protein]-cysteine S-methyltransferase activity.